This is a messenger RNA of Knipowitschia caucasica, 900 nucleotides long. The record is from the annotation of a GenBank genome assembly. Lineage: Eukaryota; Metazoa; Chordata; Actinopteri; Gobiiformes; Gobiidae.
AUGUGGGCUCAUGUGGGCUCAUGUGGGCUCCAUGUGGGCUCAUGUGGGCUCCCCCAGACUUAUACAGCCAUGGCAGCUGUGACUCUUGUGCUGGUGUUGUGCCCCAGGGCAGCUGUGACUCUUGUGCUGGUGUUGUGCCUCAGGGCAGCUGUGACUCUUGUGCUGGUGUUGUGCCCCAGGGCAGCUGUGACUCUUGUGCUGGUGUUGUGCCCCAGGGCAGCUGUGACUCUUGUGCUGGUGUUGUGCCUCAGGGCAGCUGUGACUCUUGUGCUGGUGUUGUGCCCCAGGGCAGCUGUGACUCUUGUGCUGGGCAGCUGUGACUCUUGUGCUGGUGUUGUGCCCAGGGCAGCUGUGACUCUUGUGCUGGUGUUGUGCCCCAGGGCAGCUGGGACUCUUGUGCUGGUGUUGUGCCCCAGGGCAGCUGUGACUCUUGUGCUGGUGUUGUGCCCCAGGGCAGCUGGGACUCUUGUGCUGGUGUUGUGCCCCAGGGCAGCUGUGACUCUUGUGCUGGUGUUGUGCCCCAGGGCAGCUGUGACUCUUGUGCUGGUGUUGUGCCCCAGGGCAGCUGAGACUCUUGUGCUGGUGGUGUGCCUCAGGGCAGCUGUGACUCUUGUGCUGGUGUUGUGCCUCAGGGCAGCUGUGACUCUUGUGCUGGUGUUGUGCCCCAGGGCAGCUGUGACUCUUGUGCUGGUGUUGUGCCCCAGGGCAGCGGGCAGCGGUGACUCUUGUGCUGGUGUUGUGCCCCAGGGCAGCUGCGACUCCUGGCUCGGUGGAGAAGACGACCCUCUGACCGGCUUCUCGUGGAGAGGAGGCUGCGAGCGCGAGACCACAGGGAUCCUGGCCUGGAGCGAGCUGUUCGUGGUCCACAAACCAGAUGGAUCUAAGAAUCAGAGCAUGUAA